Molecule: messenger RNA, 1942 nt
Organism: Eucalyptus grandis
Lineage: Eukaryota; Viridiplantae; Streptophyta; Magnoliopsida; Myrtales; Myrtaceae
Product: BES1/BZR1 homolog protein 4
Exons: 3
Coding region: 674-1636 (320 amino acids)
Biological process (GO): brassinosteroid mediated signaling pathway; DNA-templated transcription
Molecular function (GO): DNA-binding transcription factor activity
Source: RefSeq, a predicted model, not a curated record
GAAUCGCUUUGACCCGGUUCCUGUUCCGCUCCGUCUCGCCGAUUCUCUCAUUCCUCGUUCACACCGCGCCUCGCUCGCUGCUUCCCGGGCUCGAGCGAAAUCCCCGCGCCUCGCUCGUGCGCGCACGCACGCACGCUCCUGGUCUUUUCCUUCAAAGUCCGAGUGAGGUUCUAGAUCCGAUCUCCAUCGCCUCCGCGAAUAGUAGUCAAAGCUCAUCUUCUCCGACCGCGUCAAGCGCCGUCGCUGUCAGCCGAAAUCUCGAACCUCGCCAUCGCGAGGAGGUAACAUCGCUACAUUUUCCCCUCCUCCUCCUCGUCCUCCUCGUCGAUCGAAGUCGUCUCCCUCGAUUUUACCGAAGAAUCCGCGUCGUUUGACGCUCUAGUCUUGGUCAGCUCGGGAGCUCGCUGCGUAGUCGAAUUGGUCGCGGGAGCCCUCUCUUGUCCGCUUCUUCUCCCGCUUAUAUAAUCGGUUUCGUUUGACCUAGCUUUGGAGAUUCAUCGGUCUGGAAUGAUCUGAUUUUGCGCGUCCGAAGGAGAGUUCUGGUCCGAGUCUCUGUCGAUUCGGUUUUUGUGGAGAUGCUUUGGAUUUGAUUCGGGCGGAAAGGUCGGGAGAUCUCGAAAUCGUUUUAGAGACAGCAAGAGAGAGAGAGAGAGAGUCUGUGAGCUCGGUGAACAUGACGUCGGGCUCGCGGAUGCCGACAUGGAGGGAGAGAGAGAACAAUAAGAGGAGGGAGAGGAGGAGGAGAGCCGUAGCUGCGAAAAUAUUCUCAGGGCUUCGGAUGUACGGGAACUACAAGCUCCCGAAGCACUGCGACAACAAUGAAGUCCUCAAGGCUCUCUGUGACGAGGCUGGUUGGAUUGUGGAAGCCGACGGCACCACAUAUCGGAAGGGUUGCAAACCUGUAGAGCAUGUGGAUAUGGUGGCUAGAUCUGAAACAGUGAGUCCGUCUUCUUCUUACUACCCAACCCACAACCCAAGCCCAGGCUCAUCAUCUUUUCCAAGUCCUGCCUCGUCCUUCUACGCAGCCAAUGCUAAUGCAGAUGGUAGUUUCCUAAUUCCAUGGCUCAAGAACUUUUCCUCUGCUUCAUCAUCAGCCUCCUCUUCGAAGCUCCCUCAUCUCUAUAUCCCUGGAAGCUCAAUCAGUGCUCCUGUCACACCUCAUUUGAGCUCUCCAACCGCUAGAAGCCCCAGAAUUAAGACUGGCUUGGAUGACCAAUCCACCCGCUUUGGCUGGGGUGAGCGCUACUCCUUCAUGCCAUCUUCCACCCCACCGAGCCCUGGCCAUCAGAUCCUUCCUGACCCAGAAUGGAUUUCUAGAAUCCAAAUUCCCCAAGGAGGCCCAGUGUCUCCCACUUUUACGCUCGUCUCAUCCAAUCCUUUUGGCUCAAAGCAAGAGGUGUUGGCUGGGGGUGGAUCUCGUACAUGGACACCUGGGCAAAGUGGAACAUGCUCUCCUGCCAUUGCUGCUGCCGCUGAUCACACUGGAGACAUCCCUAUGUCGGAAGUGAUGUCAAAUGAGUUUGCAUUCGGUGUCAGUGGGAAGGGCCUUGUGAAGCCUUGGGAAGGAGAGAGAAUUCAUGAUGAGCCUGGAUCAGAUGAUUUAGAGCUCACGCUCGGUGGCUCAAAGUGCAGGUAAGAAGUUGUACAACCCGGAGAUGCUCUUCAGGCUGGUGUGACGAAGGGUCGAGGAAAGCAUCAAUUAUGCUUUCUAUUUUUUAUUCUCAUUUUCAUUUUUUCUUUGUAUUUCAAAUAUUUCAUUGUAUGUUUUUUUAAGCUGUAGGAUUAGUUUCGAAGUUAUUUUGCUGCUGUACUGUUUAUUGUUUAUGUUACCAGAUAUGAAUGAUGAUAUUGCAUGUGUACACAUUGGCUGCCUUCAUUUUUGUGGCACGCCACUGGAAGGAAUUUUCUGAAUUCAGUUGUAUGCCCCUGAUUCUUUCAAGAA